CUCAAUAGCGUUACGUAUAUAUAUAUAUAUAUAUAUACACGAUAUAUACAUACAAACACAAAUAUUUGCCCACACUAAUGCCUCGAUUAGCGAACGUUGGAGGUAUUUGCUCGUGUUAAAAAUCGGGGGAGAUAAGUGAAAAAAAAAAAAAAGAAAACCUCUUGGACUCACGAAUUAGAUUAUACUUCUUCCCCCUGGUCGUGACCGGAAAUCAUCAAAACUGGCGCCCUUCAAGCUAAGAUUUUCAAAGAUGUCGAAGUCGUCGAGCGGGGGAAACGACGGAAGUCGCAGCAGCAGCGUCGAGUGCGAUGACGCGAAUAAUCAGCAGCCAAUCAACAUUCAGGCGCUGGUCAGCUCCAAUGGGAGAAUAGACGAGACGCCCGGCUCCGCCGAUGAAAACGCUCUCUGCACCAAGAACGAACCUCUCGUGCCAAACUCGCCGCCUCCCUCCUACGAGCACGUGCUCGAAGAAACGAGAAUGGCCGUUGGGCAGUCGGCAAAUAAUGCCGAAGACGAAAUUCGCCCUGCAGCAAAUAACAGAGAGAGAGAGGAAAUACCGGAUGGUGGUACAGAUCGGGGUGGAAGAACACCGAUAAAGGGUCCAGAAAUAUUGCACAAGUCGAGUAAAGAGUUGUACAGAGCUGUCGCCAAGCAAUGGGGUAUUACGUGCAAGAUGAGCGAUCAGUGCCGGUGUUUUGACUGCCAGAGUCAUUACUUCGAUUGUGAAUACGAGAGAGACGAGCAGGAGAAAACGGACGGAGGUUUAGGCGCUGGGACGCCAAUGUUCCUUUCGGAAGUGAUGCAGGGUACAGCCUGUACGAUUAUAUAAAGGGAUUAUUGGUACCGCGAUAUCGACAGAUUAGUGAUCGAUCGAUAUACGGCGUAGAUUGAAUCCUCGAGAUCUCUAAUUCGGUUCACGAAUGGCACAGAAACACGCCCGAGAAGUGAGAUGGAUAUUUUUGGUAUGAGGCUGCAGUACGAAUAAGAGUAUUAAUAAUGCUAACAGUAACGAUAAUCUUAAAUAAUUAAUAAUAUUAACAAAAAUUACAAUGACGAUGAUUAUAUAAUAAUCAGCGAGUUAUU
Diprion similis is the source of this 1083-nucleotide messenger RNA. RefSeq lists its product as uncharacterized. The record is from RefSeq and is a predicted model, not a curated record. NCBI's taxonomy places the organism in Eukaryota, Metazoa, Arthropoda, Insecta, Hymenoptera, Diprionidae. Bases 251 to 829 code for a protein of 192 amino acids. The transcript is spliced from 4 exons.